This is a messenger RNA of Hypanus sabinus (Atlantic stingray), 1117 nucleotides long. RefSeq names its product melatonin receptor type 1A-like. Gene Ontology annotation, molecular function: melatonin receptor activity. Bases 1 to 1053 code for a protein of 350 amino acids. The transcript has 2 exons. Gene Ontology annotation, cellular component: membrane. Gene Ontology annotation, biological process: G protein-coupled receptor signaling pathway. The record is from RefSeq and is a predicted model, not a curated record. NCBI's taxonomy places the organism in Eukaryota, Metazoa, Chordata, Chondrichthyes, Myliobatiformes, Dasyatidae.
AUGAAUCGGAACAUAAGCCGUUUUAACAGUUCUGGCUCGGGACCCGAUGCGUUCAAUUUCGAUCGCCCUGCCUGGGUGGCGAACACUCUAGCCGGACUGCUCAUAUUUACCAUCGUGAUUGAUAUCUUGGGGAACCUACUCGUCAUUUUGUCAGUUUACAGGAACAAAAAACUGAGGAACGCCGGAAAUAUAUUUGUUGUCAGCCUGGCCAUUGCAGAUCUUGUAGUGGCAAUUUAUCCAUAUCCCAUGGUCUUGACAUCAAUAUUUCAUAACGGCUGGAACCUGGGCUAUCUGCAUUGCCAAAUCAGUGGUUUCCUGAUGGGUUUAAGUGUGAUUGGAUCAAUUUUUAACAUCACCGGCAUUGCCAUCAAUCGAUAUUGCUACAUUUGUCACAGCCUGAAGUACGACAAGCUCUACAGUGAUAAGAAUUCUUUGUGCUUUGUAAUCCUCAUCUGGGCCCUGACGUUUAUAGCUAUCGUCCCAAAUCUAUUUGUGGAAUCUUUACAAUAUGACCCGAGAGUCUACUCUUGCACUUUUGUGCAAUCUGUGAGCUCUGCCUAUACUGUGUCAGUGGUGUUCUUUCACUUCAUUCUUCCCAUCUCUAUUGUCACCUUUUGCUACCUGAGAAUAUGGGUCCUCGUCAUCCAGGUUAGAAGACGAGUGAAGCCGGACAUGAGACCAAAACUGAAGCCUCAUGAUUUGCGAAAUUUUGUGACAAUGUUUGUGGUUUUUGUGCUCUUUGCUGUCUGUUGGGCACCGCUUAAUAUUAUUGGUCUUGCAGUUGCCGUGAAUCCAGAUACAAUUGCCCCAAGAAUUCCAGAAUGGCUAUUUGUUGCCAGUUAUUUCAUGGCAUAUUUCAACAGCUGCCUUAACGCGAUUAUCUAUGGACUUUUGAAUCAGAAUUUCAGGAGAGAGUACAAGAGGAUUAUUAUCUCAGUGUGCACAGCACGGAUUUUCUUCCUUGAGAGUUCCAAUGAUGCUCCUGACAGAAUUAAAAGUAAACCUUCUCCUUUAAUGACAAACAAUAAUCAAGUGAAAGUAGAUUCUGUCUGAAUGGUUUUUGCAUUCACUCUAUGUGCCAGUCAAAGAAGCUACAGAGAAAAGCACAUUAUAUAGA